AUGUUUGAAUGUUAUAAAAAAGUUAUUGAUCCAACAAUUGAUAUAACAACAGAAGAAAAUCAAUAUUUUAUGGAUGGAUCAAAUCUUUGCCAAGCUUAUAAUAGAAGUUUAUCAUAUCGUAAAUGUUUAUAUUCAAUAUUUGCUCGUAAUAAAGUUUGUUCAUUUGAUCAACAUCAAUAUUCUUAUGAAUCUUUUAAAAUUUAUUGGAAAUUAAUAAUAAAUUCAUGUGCUGUUGAAAAUGAUAAUGAUGAUUGUUUACCAUCAAAUUUGAAUAAAGAAAUUAUUAAUAAAUGUCAUUAUUCAUCAAAUUAUAAUUUUCCAAUACAAUGCAGAGAAUUUUUACGUUCUGUUAAAUGUAUUGAAAGACAUGAAAAAGAAUUAAUUCCAUCAACAUAUGAAUCGAAAUGUUCAAGAAAUAAAGCUUAUUAUAAUUUAUAUGAAAAUCUUUCGACACAUUUUCAAUCCGCUAUUAAUAUUUGCGAAAUGAAUUUAACAUCUUAA
Adineta steineri is the source of this 501-nucleotide messenger RNA. NCBI's taxonomy places the organism in Eukaryota, Metazoa, Rotifera, Eurotatoria, Adinetida, Adinetidae. The record is from the annotation of a GenBank genome assembly.